AUGGGUAGGGAGACCCUCCGCCAGCGCGAGCGGCGAGCGGCACACUUCCGCGUGCGCCAUGAGGGCCUGGCGGACCGCGCUCCUGUCGACGCGGCCACGGUGCAGCGGUGCCUCCGCGGCCUCGACAAACACAACUGCAACCAUUUCGGCGUGCGCGCCUGCGUGCGGAUGGAGCUGGACGGACUGCACGAGCCGCCGAGCCACGCCUGGUGCGGCGGCACGCGCUGCCUCCUCCCGUGGCCGGCCGUCGGCAAGCGGACGACCUUCAUCGCGUACGCCGCCUGGCGGAGGCGAGACCCGGCGGUGAAGCAGCUGAUCGUCGGCGGCGCAGACCCGACCGUCUCGGAGGCGGCGGCCGAGGGCUGCGCACCCGCCGGCCUGCGCCAGGCGCUCCACUCCGUCGCGCCGCGCUCGGCCGUCUAUGCCGUCGCGCAGAUCGCUUGCGACGCGUGCGGGGCAAGGCCGGGCGAGGACGGAGGCGCUGCGGCGCGCUGCGGGCCGCUGCUGCGCUGCGCGCCGCCGCUGCUGCGCUGCGCGCCGUGCGGCUGCGUCUGCUGCGAGCGCUGCCUGUGGAGCACGUUUUGCGAGCCGCCGCAGUCGCAGUCCGAGGAGCGGGGCGAGGUGCGGUGCGGUGCCUGCCGCGCCAGCCUGCACACGCCGGGCGGCGAGGAGGCGGAGGAGGGCGCGGCGCUGGCGGGCCAUUGCCGCGCAGCCUCCCGCGCCUCCUGCGCCGCCUCCGCCUUCAAGGAGGAGGCCGAGGCGGCGGCCGAGGCGGCGGACCAGGAGGCGGACCAGGAGGGUGGCGGCGCCGACCUGGACAGCGACGGGUCGGAGAGGGGCGGCGACGCAGCGCUGCGGGCAGCGUGGUGCCCCGCGCGAGCGCUGCAGACGGCAGUCCCGCUGCCGACGGUAUGCGGCGCGGGCUUGCGCGUGCUCAUCUCGAGUCGAGAGGGGCACGCCGGAGCCGGGUCGGUGGUGAUCGACGGCGCCGUCCCCGAGCCGCUGCUCGAGAAGCUCGACGCGCUCUUCGCCUCUCUCCCCCUCGCGCCGCGCUACAAGUGCACGCAGGGCCUCAACGACCGCGCGUACUUUUGCGAUGCCGAGGGGUGGGGCGUGCCCAUCGUCGGGACGCCGAUCGCGCACAUGCGGUUCCUGCUCUACGCAGAGGCGGGCGGGGGACUGCCGCCGCACGUCGACCUGUCGCGGACGGACGCCACGGGGCGCACCUCGACGCACACCUUCAUCCUCUACCUCUCCGGCUGCGCGGAGGGCGGCGAGACCGUGCUGCUCGAGUCGCUCUCGCUCGGCAAGGGAAGCGUGCGCGCCGCCGUGACGCCGGUGCGAGGCCGCCUGCUCCUCUUCCCGCACGCGUGCCCGCACCUCGCCCGGCCGGUGGUCGCGGAGGGCCUACCGAAGCUGCUCCUGCGCGGGGAGAUGUAUUAG
Emiliania huxleyi CCMP1516 is the source of this 1443-nucleotide messenger RNA. Its product is annotated as putative transketolase. The transcript is spliced from 8 exons. Gene Ontology annotation, molecular function: L-ascorbic acid binding; oxidoreductase activity, acting on paired donors, with incorporation or reduction of molecular oxygen; iron ion binding. Lineage: Eukaryota; Haptophyta; Isochrysidales; Noelaerhabdaceae. Bases 1 to 1443 code for a protein of 480 amino acids. The record is from RefSeq and is a predicted model, not a curated record.